AACAGCUGAGCAAACCGGCAAACAAUUUUUUGACAUUUCUCAUCUCGUUCAAGUCUUGUAAACAAAUGAUUUGUUGUACAUUUCAAAAUUAAAUACACAAUCUGAAAAAUAUUGUAUAAGGCACAACAAUGGAGGGUAAUGGCGAUGAAGAGAUUAGCAAUCAAGAUCCUUUACCACUUGAACGCUCGGGAGUCGUCAGGGAAAUCGGCACACAAGCUGUAUGGAGUUUGUCAUCUUGCAAACCAGGGUUUGGCGUUGAACGUUUGCGUGAUAAUAUUAUAGACACUUAUUGGCAGUCAGAUGGUCAGCUACCACAUCUUGUUAAUGUUCAGUUUCAUAGAAAAACACGUAUCAGUGCGGUUUAUUUGUACGCCGACUAUAAAUUAGAUGAAAGCUACACACCGUCACGAAUUUCACUAAGAACUGGCUCGAAUUUUAAUGACUUACAAGAGUUACAAAAUCAAGAACUUUUUGAACCAACAGGUUGGACUGCUAUUCAUGUGGAAAAUGGUAAAUCACGUCCUGUACGUAUAUACAUGUUACAAAUUGCUAUAGUGGCAAAUCAUCAGAAUGGUAGAGAUACACAUUUGCGACAAAUACGCAUACAUGCACCAGUCGAAAAUUCGAAGGAGAAAUUCACUUCGAUCACUUUUAAGAAUUACGAUAAUAUACGAUAAGGAUUUUUAUGUAAUAAACAAAAUGUGGCCUAUUCUAAUGGCAAUACUCAGGCGAAAUGCGGUCUAUAUAACACUUCCAAUUGCUGGAGUAGUAGGAUUCAUUGGAUACAAUCUGGAAAACAUACUCUCCGAUAAAUACACACCAUAUAACA
This is a messenger RNA of Zeugodacus cucurbitae (melon fly), 829 nucleotides long. It is a transcript of the gene APC10, whose product is annotated as anaphase-promoting complex subunit 10. Lineage: Eukaryota; Metazoa; Arthropoda; Insecta; Diptera; Tephritidae. Gene Ontology annotation, biological process: protein K11-linked ubiquitination; anaphase-promoting complex-dependent catabolic process. The record is from RefSeq and is a predicted model, not a curated record. The transcript is spliced from 4 exons. Bases 129 to 677 code for a protein of 182 amino acids. Gene Ontology annotation, cellular component: anaphase-promoting complex.